Ceratosolen solmsi marchali is the source of this 2080-nucleotide messenger RNA. RefSeq names its product male-specific lethal 2 (gene msl-2). The transcript has 3 exons. Gene Ontology annotation, cellular component: MSL complex. Gene Ontology annotation, biological process: protein ubiquitination. The record is from RefSeq and is a predicted model, not a curated record. The coding region runs from base 360 to 1670 and encodes 436 amino acids. Gene Ontology annotation, molecular function: ubiquitin protein ligase activity. Lineage: Eukaryota; Metazoa; Arthropoda; Insecta; Hymenoptera; Agaonidae.
AUAAAGAGAAUGAGAGAGGGCGAGAGAGGGAGGGAGAAAGAGAGGGACAGAGGGAGAAAGGAAGAAAUUAAUAUCUGUCUUCGGCCACCUCUUAUGCCUUAUAUUAAUUUUUAGUUUGUACUUUAUAAUUAACGUUGUAUAGUUUUUUUUAGAGAGAGCGAGAGAAAUCCAAUAUGGCCGAUGUUUUGUUUGCGAGUGAAGAUGGUUAUGGUUGGGCUGUCUUGGGCACCGAAGAUGUUUAUUAGCUAUCUUACUCCGUGGUUUUUCGGAGUCCCGGUUCAUGAGCUCUAGGCUCAAGAUAUCAGAAAUAUCAAAAUCCAAGUAAGACCGGCCGGUGUAAUUUUCGCGCCAGACGAACAAUGAAUGCGACGAGCUUAUACGUGUCGACCUGUCGACUAAUUCUCCAAGCCGAUUCCGAAGACCCGAGCUCCUGGACUGAUUUGUAUAGAUUAGUGCCGUAUCUUCGACAAAGCCUCAGCUGCACCGUUUGCUCGAAUCUUUUGAUAGAGCCACUCACACCCACGGAGACGAACUGCCAGCACCAUGUCUGCCGGGGAUGUCGUGGUGGCCGCAAGAAGCUUAAGCCUUCCUGCGGUUGGUGUAAGGACUAUGAUAAAUAUAUCGAGAAUGUACAGUUGAGGAUACUUCUGCAAUGUUACAAGAAAUUAUGUGAAUAUCUGACCAGUACUGGCAUUUACAGAUGCCUCGUAUUGGCCGUAUCCAGUAGUAAAAUCAGUAAUGGUAUACCAUGUUUAGGUGCCAGCUGCCUCACCGAGCUUAUCAAAGAGGGUGCUGGCUUUAAAGAUGAGUUCAAGAGCAAUGCUGGUCUUUCAAGGUCUGCUUACAGUAUUUUACCAUGUGUUUACACUACCAGUACUACUUCGACACAGACUGGAAACACAAAUCCUAUACCCGUGACAGAUCCGUUGGUUACGCAGGAGAUGCCACCUAUUAAGACUGUAUCUAAUGGCUCAUCUAUUUAUUCUGUGAUGUACGCCGGCUCUGGUAACAAGAUUACGAUAAAAAGGAAAGCUGCCGCCACUGAUGACGUCGAGGGUGUAUUACAGCCGGAAGUUGAAGUGCAACAGCCACAGUUAUCAACGUUACAACAGUCUCCUGUUGGUGUAGUUAAGUGCAUUCCAGCUUCUCAGUUAACUUACACGCAGUGUCAGUCUAAGAAAACUUCAAAAAGUAGCAAGUCUACUGGUAAUUUUAAGAAACCAAGGUCUAGUUCCACCAGGAGUAAAAGAAAAGGAUGUAGAUGUGGAAAUGCUACUGCAAUACCUGGAAAAUUGACAUGUUGUGGACAAAGAUGUCCUUGUUAUGUCGAAAGCAAACCAUGCCUUGAAUGUAGGUGUAGAGGUUGUCGAAAUCCUCAUACACGAGAUGGUUACAAGAUUCGCCCCCACAUACCAGAACUUCAUAAUUUGCAAUUACAGUUAUCCAGUCCCCUUGACUGUGAUGGUUUGGCUACCGAUCCUCUUGGUUCUGUCCAGCAGUGCCUCUCAGUCUCACCACCAACGAUUCAAGUUCUCAAUGUUUAUUCGACGCCAAGGUUGGAAAUAGACAAUAUACCACAAAAUUUGCCGGCAGCUUUGCUUGUUGGCGAAGACGCAAUGGCGAGUACUGAAAGUGAAGCCGAGGACAGCGACGUACAAAUCGAUGUGUGACGACGAAUUCAAGUGCGGAUAUAAGACUUAUAAAACGUGAUUUGUAAAUGAAAAUGAACUCACCAAAUAAUAAUUACAUUAUAUGAGAUACAACGUGUUCCAAAUAUACAAAUGAAAAAAAAAAUUAAUGGAACACAGCACUAGUAUGUUUCUCACAGAAUUGUACAAGAAAACAUUGAAUAAGUAUCCAUUUAUUUUAUAAUUAACGUUUGUACGGAUUUCUUUAUUGAAUUCUUAAUUCCUGCCAGUCUUCGAAAAUAUGGCAUUCUAUUACACUCCGAGUUUAUAAAUAUAUAAAGCGAUUGUGAAUAUUAUUCUUAAAAUAUUUUGAGAGUCCAAAUGUGUAUUAUUAUACACUUUGAUAAAUAUCACAUGUUUCAAAUUCCUUUAUUAUACUAAUGAGAGUAAUA